Ornithodoros turicata is the source of this 1169-nucleotide messenger RNA. RefSeq names its product hydroxyacyl-coenzyme A dehydrogenase, mitochondrial-like. Bases 117 to 1046 code for a protein of 309 amino acids. Gene Ontology annotation, cellular component: mitochondrion. Gene Ontology annotation, molecular function: (3S)-3-hydroxyacyl-CoA dehydrogenase (NAD+) activity; NAD+ binding. The record is from RefSeq and is a predicted model, not a curated record. Gene Ontology annotation, biological process: fatty acid beta-oxidation. NCBI's taxonomy places the organism in Eukaryota, Metazoa, Arthropoda, Arachnida, Ixodida, Argasidae. The transcript is spliced from 8 exons.
AUUUUUCCUUCCUCUCGCCUCUCCAGUUGUGCGCCGCUGUGCACAGCAACAAGUAAAGCUUGCUGUGGUCCCAUUUGAGCCAAAAAAGCCUCCUUUAAAAGUUAUCACACAUAGAGAUGUUCUCAACAAACACAUGUAUUAGGACAAUUUCCAUGUCUUCACCACUUCGCACUGCAAUUAAGCAUGUGGUUGUCGUGGGUGGCGGUUCCAUGGGUGCCGGUAUCGCUCAGGUUGCUGCACAAACUGGUCACAAAGUGACCCUCGUGGACCUCAACAGCGAAGUUCUCGAGAAGUCGAAAGAUAGGGUCAAAGAAAGCUUGAAGAGGGUAGCCAAGAAGAAAUUUGCAGAUGACAAAAAGGCUGGGGAAGACUUUGUUGAAAAAUCUCUCACUAGCAUCUCAUUAAGCACCUCUCCGGAAGAUGCAGUAAAAGAUGUCGACCUCGUUGUGGAAGCAAUUGUGGAAAACCUACCAGUUAAGCAGAAAUUAUUUGCUUCACUAGACAAAGCCGCAAGCCCAUCUACCAUUUUUGCAAGCAACACCUCAUCCCUGCCCAUAUCUGAAAUUGCGAGCAGCACAACACGGAAGGAUCGUUUUGGUGGCCUGCAUUUUUUUAAUCCUGUCCCUGUAAUGAAACUGCUAGAGAUUGUGCGAAUUCCAGAAACGAGCGAAGAUACCUUCAAGAGUAUGCAAGAAUGGGGUGCAGCAAUGGGGAAAACCACUGUAGUGUGCAAGGACACGCCAGGGUUCAUAGUGAAUCGACUGCUGGUGCCCACGAUGAUGGAAGCGAUUCGGAUGCUGGAACGAGGUGACGCUACUGCAAGGGAUAUCGACACUGGGAUGAAACUAGGAGCUGGCCAUCCGAUGGGACCAUUUGAGUUGUCUGAUUAUGUUGGCCUCGAUGUGACAAAGUUUAUUAUUGAUGGCUGGCACCAGCGCUUUCCGGAUAACCCACUCUUCAAACCAUCACCACUUCUAGACAAGCUUAUUAGUGAAGGAAAACUUGGGGUAAAGUCCGGAGAAGGAUUCUACAAGUACAACAAAUAAUAGCUCUUUCGUAUUCAAAAUAGACUUUUACAUGGGUAUAUACACAUAUGUAUAUGUAUGUAUCGUACAGUCGGGAAUGGCAGGCUGUUUACAUUGAUAAUAAAUCCUAUUUUUGUAGUGUCA